AUGUCUUCGCAACAUGGCGAGGAAGACGAGGGUCCUCUGAAAUCCUACGACAGGCACACUGAAUUCAUGCUCCUCACCAUGCUCGUUACGUUAGUCACCACUAUCAACUCUGGCCCACCAGCUUGGAAACCACCAAGGACCAUCACUGAGAAACCACGGUCGAAGCCUGCUGCACUCAACGCUGUGCCCGCAGUCUUGCUGCGACGCUCAGAUGUUGUUGCAGCUGUGGUUGACUAUGCUUCCGUUGGAUUUUCCGAUAGGAUGAUGAAAGUAUAUGUCACGGAAGAACGUCCUGUCACUUUGAGUACUUCUCUUGCCUUUGCAAACCUGGAACAAGGUGUCAAGUGUCCAGAGGGAGACGACAGUCGCCACGUCUUAUUGCCAACUGCAAAGAUCAGCGUCGACGGCUGGCAAGGGCUGAAAGCGCCCGCUCAUUUUCCUAUCGGCGAGCACAUCGCCAUCCUUAACGAGUAUCUCAUGGCGAUCAAUCAGCCAGCGCAAGACACAGACAUAGACAAGCGUCACCUCACAUGCUAUAUCACCGCGACGUCUUGGUUCAAAAUGAAGAGCAGAAUCAACCUCUCGUGGUCCAAGGCGUUCAUUCGGAGCCUUAAGACAAUGUCUCUUGACAGGAUCAGAGGGUUCAUCGUGUUUCUCAACGAACGUGGGCUAUACCACAUCUCGCUCCUUGCGAAACGUGAUCCGACACUGUCGGGUAACUCUGAUCUAUUGCAGCUCGUCCAGGUGGGCCAAGCCGUGUACAAAGACAGGGCUCUACCUUUGUAUACCGAGGAAUCAUGUGUCGGAUUCCAUCAAUGCCUCGUCAGCACCCUCGUGUGUUACCAGGCCGCGCUCCAGGAGAUGGAACAGUGCUGGCGGGCUUAUCAUCUAGCAGACAAGAUCUUGAUGCAUUUGCAGGCAACACGGACAGAGUUGGCGACGCGUGAGAGCCCUGACUCGAAGGAUACGAUGGUGAAGUUGUCGGGAUCCCCUUUCUUGGUUCCAGAUUUUGAUUCCGUCCUCAGUCUCCGCGAUGACGAAAGCCUUGCGCAGGAGUACAAGGAUAAGAUCGAAGGCCGGACGCUCGAGGCGGUGGAGAGAUUGGAAGCCUUUAGUCAUGGCAGAGCGCUCUAUGCCAUGGGACCCGCCCAAAUCCUCGAGCAUCGCUUUUAUGUUCUCUCCAGUUCCCUUCUACAUGUCCUAGACACAAGCAAUCUCACCAGACGCCAGCAAACUCCAAACAUGGACGAGGAUCUCGAAGCGGAGCUACAGGCUGAAGCAGAGUUAUGGGCCGCAGUAGAGAUACGUGAUGCUCGUGUCUGCAACAAUGUGGAGCUAUCACAGUUUGCUAAGGCAUUCAAAGGACCAAUGCGCAUUCAGCUUCUUGCUUCCUCGAGAAUUGGAGGCCCGUCAUCGACAGGCUCUAUGGAGCGCGGUCUCAAGACGUUUGCCGUCGAGGAGCGUUUGAAACGCGACACAGAUGCUCAGAUCCAAGGCCGCUCCCAGAUUGCGCCCAUCCUCGAGGCAUUCCGCACGGCUUUUGACGAGGAGCCGAAACUGAAGCUUACAGGCACGGUUCGCUGUGAGGCAGCAUUGGCGGCGGCGAUGGUCAACGUGGAGGCUGCGGACGUCAACGGCGAAUGGCAACCGCUCGCAAAGACGUUCGACGCGUUCCUCGCGUCGGUGUCCAGACCGUGCUGUCCCGUCUGCUGGGACGUGAUGGCAUUCCUGAGGACGUACGCGGCAGAGACGCAGGCUCUCAGCCUCGGUAUCGAACCGGUUCGUUCGUCGGGUUCUCCUGUCGCGAUCUUGGCCACACCCAUUGAUAUCGCGGACCGGCCAAGCGAAGCCGAUUCUGCGUCCUUCGAAAUGCGUGGUCGCCAUUCCAGCGUGUGGCCUGCGGCUUUGCCACCGUGGACGCCUGAGGUGGCGCUCGACGAGAUGGUGGAGAGUCUCAGAACACGCCUCCGUGAGCGCAUCGAUGACGUGAGAUGGGACACGGGCGAGCGCGAAAUGGCCCGCUUAUGCGGAGACGUGUGCCGUACCGUCGAUAGAGGCCAGAACUGCGUCCGUGCACGAAUCAUCAUCCGAAGGACCGGAGAAGCCACGAGGAGAACGCCCCCGCCGUUCGGGUUCGGGUUCGGGUUCGCACGGAUGUCAGACGUGCGGUAUCUCACACGUGUCCCGCUGAACAUGAUCAGAGAGGCUGCGAGCGACGUCGACCGCAGCGGGUCGGCGGUGAGCAGGCGGCUAGUGGACAAGCGUGAACGGCUCUUUCUAUGCGCAGGAGAUAGUCGAGCUAUGAAGGCAUAUAUAUGA
Molecule: messenger RNA, 2319 nt
Organism: Heterobasidion irregulare TC 32-1
Lineage: Eukaryota; Fungi; Basidiomycota; Agaricomycetes; Russulales; Bondarzewiaceae
Exons: 8
Coding region: 1-2319 (772 amino acids)
Source: RefSeq, a predicted model, not a curated record